Molecule: messenger RNA, 1350 nt
Organism: Entrophospora candida
Lineage: Eukaryota; Fungi; Glomeromycota; Glomeromycetes; Entrophosporales; Entrophosporaceae
Source: the annotation of a GenBank genome assembly
AUGGCAUCCGAUCAAGAAACAUUAGAUAAUUAUUUUCAACAAGAAAAUGAUGAUAUAUAUGAAAUUUCAUCAAUUACAUCAGAAUUGUCAAACAACAAAAGAAAACAUGCUGGUGGUAGACCAUUGUCGGAAGUUUGGACCCAUUUUACAAAAGGAGAUGAAAAAACCAAAGGCCAUUAUGAAGCAACUUGUAAAUAUUGUCAUCAUAGAUGGGAUAGGGCUUAUCCUAGUAGAUUGGAAAUUCAUCUAGCAAAUCAAUGUAUUGAAGUUGAGCGUGAAAUUGUUACUUAUUUCGAAAAAUCACACCAAUCAAAUGCUUUAUUACAUGAAGGGAUUAAGAAUUUAAAUAUUCUAGGUGGUGGAUUAAAAUCAGGAUGUAAAACUAGGUGGUCAACUUAUUAUGAUUGUACUUCAUCCAUUUUAAGAUUGGAAAGUUGUUUUAAUUGGAUCAUAUAUGAACAUUCUGAUGUUAUUACGAACAAUGAUGUUAAAAAUUUGUUAAGAUCAAGAUAUUUUUUUGAUGAUAUUCAAUUAAUUUCAACAAUUCUUAAACCUAUUAAAGAAGCUGUUACAUUUUUAGAAGCAAAAAAUACUACUCUUGCUGAUUGUUUUUUACAAAUUUGUAAAAUAGGUGCUUCAAUUAAGAAAUUAUCUGAUAAUAAUCAAGUGUUUAAACAAUACUGCAUAGAUAUUUUUAACAAAAGAUGGCAUGACUUUGGUAAUUUUGGAGGAAUUGGUAUAAAAAAAGGACAAUUUAAAGUUUUAACAGUUAUUGCUGGAAAUUAUUGGAGACAAAUGGGAAAUGAUGAAGAAUCUUACACUGAGCUACUUACACAAAUGAGAAAUUACAAGCUAAAAAAUGACCCUUAUGACAUGAACUAUGGUGUUAAUGAUACACCAAUUGGUUGGUGGUUGACAAUUGAAGACAACUAUGAUUAUUUACAAACCUUAUCAUUAAAAUUAUUCUCUAUUUGUCCUCAUUCUGCUGCAUCAGAAAGAGUUUUUUCUGUACUCAAGUGGUAUUAUAAUCAAAGGAGAUCCAGACUACAUACUCAAACUGUGGAAAACCUGACAAAAAUGCACUGUUACUAUGUUUCUAAUAGUAAAAAGAUUUUCAAUUAUUAUGGUGAAAAUAUGAGUGAGGAUGAUAUUAAAAAGGCUUGUAUUGAAGCCCUCUAUGAUAGUAAUAAACUUCCUGAUGAAAUAGAUGAAGAUUAUGGAGAAAAUUAUAAUAGUGAUAGUGAUCAUGAAGACAUUGAAAUUCAAGAUAACAGAAUAGAUCAUCAAUUAAGUAUAGAAGAUGUUGUAAGCUUGGAUGACCCAAUUUUCAAUAAUUCAAAUUCUGAAUAG